AUGCAGCUUGUUCCGAAGGAGCUGGACAAGCUCACCAUCGCGAACCUCGGGUUUUUGGCCCAAAGACGUCUUGCCCGAGGUGUGCGACUUAACCAUGCAGAGGCAGUGCUUAUUCGUGAUGGUCACUACUCCGUUGCCGAUUUGAUGUCCAUCGGAAAGACCAUGCUCGGCCGUCGACAUGUCCUCCCCUCCGUUGUUGCAACUCUCGUCGAACUCCAGGUUGAGGGUACCUUCCCCUCCGGCACAUACCUGGUUACUGUGCACCACCCCAUCUCCAGUGAUGAGGGUGAUCUCGAACGUGCCCUAUAUGGCAGUUUCCUGCCUGUCCCGGCCGCCGCGGCCUUCCCGGACCCAGACCCAGAGGAUUUCUUGCCGGAGAAGAUGCCCGGUGCAGUUAUUCCUGUGAAGAACGCACGUGUGAAGUUGAAUGAUGGACGUAAACGAAUUAAGCUCAAGGUUAUGAGCAAGGGAGAUCGACCUAUUCAAGUCGGUUCUCACUACCAUUUCAUCGAAACAAACCCUCAAUUGCACUUUGAUCGCAUUCAAUCGUACGGAUUCCGACUGGAUAUCGCGGCUGGUACCUCGAUCCGUUUUGAGCCCGGUGAUACUAAGACGGUUACUUUGGUCGAAAUCGCCGGAAACAAGGUCAUUCGCGGAGGUAACUUUUUGGCGAAUGGUCCAGUGGAUAUGAGCCGUGCCGAGGAGAUUGUGUCGAAAUUGCAGGUUGCUGGUUUUGCACAUGUGCCCGAGCCCAUGGCCGAUAGUGCUUUGAUUACUGGAUUCUCGAUGGAGCGGGAGGCAUACUCUCGCAUGUUUGGUCCUACAACUGGUGACCUGGUUCGUCUUGGCUUGACCAACUUGUGGGUGCAGGUUGAGAAGGAUAUGACUAGCCAUGGUGAUGAGUGCACCUUUGGUGGUGGUAAGACUGUUCGUGAUGGUAUGGGUCAAGCAUCGGGCCGCUCUGCUUCGGAGUGUGUUGAUACUGUUAUUACAAAUGCGUUGAUCAUCGACUGGACUGGUAUUUUCAAGGCCGAUAUUGGUAUCAAGGAUGGUUUGAUUGCUGGAAUUGGCAAGGCUGGUAACCCGGAUGUCAUGGAUGGUGUGCACCCUGAUCUGGUUGUUGGUGCUUCCACCGAUGUGAUUGCCGGUGAGAACAAGAUUGUUACUGCUGGUGGAUUCGACACACACAUUCACCUGAUCUGCCCCCAACAGGUGGAUGAGGCUCUGGCUUCGGGUAUUACCACUUUCUUGGGUGGUGGUACUGGUCCCAGUACUGGAUCGAACGCCACAACCUGCACUCCAGGCCCGAACCACCUUCGUCAGAUGAUGCAGGCGUGCGACAGCCUGCCAAUCAACAUUGGUAUUACUGGAAAGGGUAACGACUGUGGAAGAAUCAGUAUUGAGGAGCAGAUCAAGGCUGGUGCAGCUGGUCUGAAGCUACACGAGGAUUGGGGCUCUACCCCUGCCGCUAUUGACAACUGCCUGACCCUCUGUGACGAGUAUGAUGUGCAGUGCAUGAUUCACACCGACACAUUGAACGAGUCUGGAUUCGUUGAGCAGACUGUCGAGGCCUUCAAGGGCCGAACCAUCCACACAUACCACACUGAAGGAGCCGGUGGUGGUCACGCGCCAGACAUUAUCUCCGUCGUCGAGCACCCCAAUGUCUUGCCCAGUAGCACAAACCCCACCCGUCCUUUCACUCUUAACACUUUGGAUGAGCAUCUGGACAUGUUGAUGGUCUGCCAUCACUUGUCAAAGAACAUCCCCGAGGAUGUCGCCUUCGCGGAGAGCCGUAUCCGUGCGGAAACCAUUGCCGCCGAAGACGUCCUCCACGAUCUGGGUGCUAUCAGUAUGAUGUCCUCCGACUCCCAGGCCAUGGGCCGCUGUGGUGAGGUCAUCCUGCGCACCUGGCACACCGCACACAAGAACAAGAUGCAGCGCGGACCCCUUCCUGAAGAUGCAGGCACAAACAACGACAACUUCCGCGUGAAGCGUUAUAUCAGCAAGUACACCAUCAACCCUGCCUUGGCACAGGGUAUGGCACACUUGAUCGGUAGUGUGGAGGUGGGCAAGAUCGCCGAUCUUGUUCUCUGGAACCCCAGCAACUUCGGUACCAAGCCCGUGCAGAUCCUGAAGAGCGGUAUGAUUGCCGUGGCAGAGAUGGGAGACGCCAAUGCCUCGAUCCCGACCAUCGAGCCUAUGGUGAUGCGUCCCAUGUUCGGUGUCCGCGUCCCAAGUACAUCGAUCAUGUUUGUUUCGCAGGCAUCUAUCGAUGAGGGUAUCGUUCAGACAUACGGUCUGAAGAAGCGUAUCGAGGCUGUUAAGAAUUGCCGAAGCGUCGGAAAGAAAGACAUGAAAUUUAAUGACACGAUGCCCAAGAUGAAGGUUGAUCCGGAGAGUUAUACUGUCGAAGCAGACGAGCUACUGUGUGACGCCGAGCCGGCAACAGAGUUACCCUUGACACAAGCGUACUAUAUCUUCUAG
Messenger RNA from Penicillium malachiteum, 2484 nucleotides. Its product is annotated as urease Ure. Gene Ontology annotation, molecular function: urease activity; nickel cation binding. The transcript has 5 exons. Lineage: Eukaryota; Fungi; Ascomycota; Eurotiomycetes; Eurotiales; Aspergillaceae. Gene Ontology annotation, biological process: urea catabolic process. Gene Ontology annotation, cellular component: urease complex. The record is from RefSeq and is a predicted model, not a curated record. Bases 1 to 2484 code for a protein of 827 amino acids.